AUGGCCCUCAAGAGACUUCUUUUCUUCCAUCAACAUCGUCUCAAGAGACUUCCACCGACGGACAAGCCGCGCUCAGGAUCGUGGUCAAGCAACAGUGAAGACGUCGACUACUUGUCGCCCAUGACAUACAAGACCUGCAAUGCAGAGGACAGCUGCCUAAAAAACCAUUCCGGUUCGCCGGAACAGGCCACUGAGGUUUCGAGGGGAGGGACCGGGACUUCUUCGGGAGCGGGUGACAGCCAUGAUGGCUCCGACCACGGCCACGGCGGCCAUGGUCAUGACCCCGAGAAGGACCCGGCUCUCCGCUACGGAGACCUUCCUGGUACGGCAGCAUUGACGAGGCUGGAGACGAAACUCGAGUUCCCCGAGGGCGGGCUGCAGGCCUGGCUCGUGGUGUUCGGUUCGUUCUGUGCCAUGCUCUCCGUAUUCGGACUCAUCAACACGGCUGCCGUGUUUGAGUCGUACUUUUCUGAAAACCAACUGUCCGACUACACGGCGUCGGAGAUUGGAUGGAUCUUCAGUCUAUACCUGUUUGUUGUCUUCUUCGUCGGCAUUCAGGUGGGGCCCGUCUUCGACAAGUACGGGCCUCGUCUCGUCGUCGCCAUCGGUGGCGUGCUCAUGGCGGGCAGUUUGCUGAUUCUCAGCGUGUGCGAAGCGUACGGAGCGAUCGCUCAUUUCUUCAACGUCAAGCGGGGCUUCGCCACCGGUAUCGCGGCUACGGCCGGCUCGAUCGGUGGUAUCGUGUUUCCUGUCUUGCUGCAGAAGCUUCUUCCGAAGCUCGGAUUCGGAUGGACGGCGCGCAUCCUAGGUUUCAUCCUGCUGGGACUGGCGGUGCCUGCGAAUCUGUUCAUCCGUUCCCGCCUGCCUCCCAGGGACAAGCUGACGUCGGUGUGGCCCGAUCUCAGUGUGUUCAAGGACAUGAAGUUCACCAUCUCGGCGGUGGGCAUCUUCUUCAUGGAGUGGGGGCUGUUUGUGCCGCUGACGUACAUCGUGUCCUACGCGGCACGGUAUUCGGCGUCGGGCAACGCGACAGACUCGUACACGCUGCUGUCGAUCAUGAACGCCGGGUCGGCCCUCGGCCGUUUCAUCCCGGGUUUUGUGGCUGACAAGAUCGGCCGGUUCAACGUCAUCAUCUUUACGAUUGCCAUGUGCAUCGUCACGACUUUCGGACUGUGGUUGCCGGCGGGUGACUCGGAGCCGAUGCUGAUUGCGUUUGCUGUUCUCUUCGGAUUCGCCAGCGGCAGCAACCUCGGGUUGAUCCCCGUGUGCCUGGGACAGCUGUGUGACCCUCGUGACUACGGACGAUUCCUGUCGACGGCCAUGAUGGUGGCCAGUUUCGGAACGUUGAGCAGCCUGCCUAUUGCCGGCGCAAUUCUGGAGGCAGGCGGGCGCGCCGAUGUUGGAUGGCGUGCCGUCAUUGCCUUUGGCGGCCUGUCGUACGUCAUUGCCCUUGGCUGCUAUAUGGCGGCGAGAGUCAUGGCCGUUGGUUGGAGUCUCAAGAAGGUCUUCUAA
Messenger RNA from Verticillium alfalfae VaMs.102, 1512 nucleotides. Its product is annotated as riboflavin transporter MCH5. NCBI's taxonomy places the organism in Eukaryota, Fungi, Ascomycota, Sordariomycetes, Glomerellales, Plectosphaerellaceae. Gene Ontology annotation, cellular component: fungal-type vacuole membrane. Gene Ontology annotation, biological process: transmembrane transport. Gene Ontology annotation, molecular function: transmembrane transporter activity. The transcript has 2 exons. The coding region runs from base 1 to 1512 and encodes 503 amino acids. The record is from RefSeq and is a predicted model, not a curated record.